AGGACAUCAUGUGUUAUGAAUGUGCUGAGGUCUGGGUCUGUGGACCUGAAUGUUGAUCCCUCACUUCAGAUUGACAUACCUGAUGCACUCAGUGAGAGAGAUAAGGUCAAGUUUACAGUGCACACCAAGACUACACUGCCCACUUUUCAGAGCCCAGAGUUUUCUGUUACAAGACAACAUGAAGACUUCGUGUGGCUACAUGAUACACUUAUUGAAACCACAGACUAUGCUGGGCUUAUUAUUCCCCCUGCUCCUACAAAACCAGAUUUCGAUGGUCCUCGUGAAAAGAUGCAGACUGGGUCUAUGACCAAAGAAGAGUUUGCAAAGAUGAAGCAAGAACUGGAAGCUGAAUAUCUCGCUGUCUUUAAGAAGACUGUGUCCUCUCAUGAAAUAUUUCUUCAGCAGCUUUCUUCUCAUUCUGUUCUCAGUAAAGAUGGAAACUUUCAUGUUUUCCUGGAAUAUGAUCAGGAUCUAAGUGUUAGGCCAAAAAAUACCAAAGAAAUGUUUGGUGGCUUCUUUAAAAGUGUGGUAAAAAGUGCUGAUGAAGUUCUUUUCUCUGGAGUUAAGGAGGUAGAUGACUUCUUUGAGCAAGAGAAGAACUUCCUUAUUAACAAUUACAACAAGAUCAAGGAUUCCUGUGCUAAAGCUGACAGAAUGACCAGAUCUCACAAAAAUGUUGCUGAUGACUAUAUUCACACUGCAGCCUCCUUGCAGAGCCUGGCUUUAGAAGAACCCACAGUCAUCAAAAAAUACCUAUUGAAGGUUGCUGAACUCUUUGAAAAACUUAGGAAAGUGGAGGGUUGUGUCUCAUCAGAUGAAGAUUUAAAGCUGACAGAACUUCUCUGAUACUACAUGCUCAAUAUAGAGGCUGCAAAGGAUCUCUUAUACAGACGCACCAAAUCCCUUAUUGACUAUGAGAACUCAAACAAAGCUCUGGAUAAAGCCAGGUUAAAAAGCAAAGAUGUCAAGUUGGCUGAGGCACACCAACAGGAAUGUUGCCAGAAAUUUGAACAGCUUUCUGAAUCUGCAAAAGAAGAACUUAUAAAUUUCAAACGGAAGAGAGUGGCAGCGUUUAGAAAAAACCUAAUUGAGAUGUCUGAACUGGAAAUAAAGCAUGCCAGAAACAAUGUCUCCCUCUUGCAGAGCUGCAUUGACUUAUUCAAGAACAACUGAUCUAUCUGCCUUUUCUCUGAAGGAAACAAAUGUGAAAACUGCAUCACUCGCACUUAAAUCAUUACCAUAGAAUAUGAUUAGUUUUGACUUUAGUUUAAAAUUAUGUGAAUAAAUAUUUUGAUUUCUAAAAAUCUUAA
Molecule: messenger RNA, 1310 nt
Organism: Ictidomys tridecemlineatus (thirteen-lined ground squirrel)
Lineage: Eukaryota; Metazoa; Chordata; Mammalia; Rodentia; Sciuridae
Source: RefSeq, a predicted model, not a curated record